AACACAUAUACCAAGCCGUAUCUGUUAUUCAUAAAGAAUUCUAAAACUAUUUUAAGUAAAACAUGUCGUCUUCUUCGGAUGAAAAUGACUAUACAGAUCCAGUGGCCGUGUGUCACAUUUCCGAGUUGCGGAAUUCCGAAAUGAGGGAAGUGGACUUCGAUGGUGAUACUCGCGUGCUCCUGAUCAACCAAAAUGGUCACUUGCGGGCGCUCGGCGCAAGUUGUCCGCAUCGUGGAGCUCCCCUAUACAAAGGAGUUCUCUCCAGUGGCCAUGUGCGAUGUCCCUGGCACGGUGCCUGCUUCGACCUAGAGACAGGUGACAUAGAGGACUUUCCCGGCCUGGACUCGCUGCCCUGUCACCGAGUCACCGUUGACUCCCAGGGACAAGUGCUAGUGCGCGCCAAGCGAUCUGAAUUGGGUAAGAAAUCCAGGAUCAAAGAGAUGGUAGGGCGUCAUUGGGAUCAAAGUUGCUUUGUCGUGGUUGGAGGCGGACCCUCGGGAGCGGUCUGCGUGGAGACCCUGCGGCAAGAGGGCUUCACCGGCCGUAUAAUCCUUGUCUGCCAGGAGAGACACCUGCCCUACAAUCGUGUAGAAAUCAUGAGCUCCCGAGCCAAGAGCAUGGAUCAUUUGUGUUUUCGUGACGCAAAGUUUUACCGGGACUACAACAUCGAGGUACGUCUGGGGUUCUCCGCCCAGAAGCUAGAUACUCGGCGACAAGAGCUGCACUGCAGCAAUGGAAGGGUUUUUCAAUACGACAAGAUCUACCUGGCUACUGGUUACUCCGCUGUAAGACCAGACAUAUCCGGCGUUGAUUUGGAAAAUGUGAAAACUAUUCGAGAUAUCUCCGAUGCCAGGAGCAUCCUUGACAUGGUUAACACUAAAACCCACGUGGUCUGCUUGGGAUCCAGUUUUAUGGCCGUGGAGGCAGCUGCCAAUUUGGUCUCUAAGGCGGCCAGUGUAACCCUUGUGGCGCGACAAAAUGUUCCAUUCAAAAGCAAUCUGGGCGAAAAGAUUGGACGGAGGAUACUUAAGCUUCUGGAGGAUAAUGGAGUGCAUUUGCGCAUGAGCAGUGGCAUCACCCGCAUCCUGGGUUACUCCUUUGGUCAGGUGAAGAAGGUACAGCUGAUAGACAAGUCCUGGAUACCGUGCGACUUGCUCAUUCUAGGUACCGGCUGCAAAUGUAAUACAGGAUUUCUCAUUGGCUCCGACGUGGCAGUCAAUCCGAAUGGCUCCGUGGACGUCAAUGACUAUUUGGAAACAAACGUUCGGAACGUGUUUGCCGGUGGGGAUAUCGUCAACGCUCACAUCCUUGGUGGACAUAAAGAUCGGGUGAACAUAGGCCACUACGGCUUGGCGCAAUACCAUGGGCGUGUGGCUGCCAUGAACAUGUGUGGCCACAUCAAGAAGUUGGAAGCGACACCCUUCUUUUAUACGGUCAUCUUUGGCAAAGCGUUUCGAUCCGCGGGUUAUGGUUCCUACCAAGAGGUCAUCGUCGACGGUAGUCUGGAGGAUCUGCAAUUCGUUGCCUACUUUGUGAACAAGAAGAAUAUGGUCACGGCAGUGGCAUCCUGUGGCCGGGAUCCUAUUGUGGCCAAAUUCGCGGAACUGAUAUCACAGGGUAAAGGAUUGCGCCGGUGUCAAAUCGAAGAUUCCAAGAAAUGCAACAAAUGGCAUUCCUUGAUAACGCCGUAGAACUAGUACUAGGAUAAAUAUAUAUUUUAAAAUUUAAAUAUGUGGUUUUUGGUACAACAAAUUAAAGCUGUGCACAAGAGCAGUAUAACAGUUCGCCUCAAGCUCACAUCUAUUAAAUAAAGCUUGUUUUAUAUUAACUAAAGCUUUACC
Molecule: messenger RNA, 1841 nt
Organism: Drosophila serrata
Lineage: Eukaryota; Metazoa; Arthropoda; Insecta; Diptera; Drosophilidae
Product: apoptosis-inducing factor 3
Cellular component (GO): cytoplasm
Molecular function (GO): 2 iron, 2 sulfur cluster binding; oxidoreductase activity, acting on NAD(P)H
Source: RefSeq, a predicted model, not a curated record